This is a messenger RNA of Oncorhynchus gorbuscha (pink salmon), 1080 nucleotides long. Its product is annotated as adhesion G protein-coupled receptor E1-like. Bases 337 to 1056 code for a protein of 239 amino acids. The record is from RefSeq and is a predicted model, not a curated record. Lineage: Eukaryota; Metazoa; Chordata; Actinopteri; Salmoniformes; Salmonidae. The transcript has 4 exons. Gene Ontology annotation, molecular function: calcium ion binding.
ACAGAGAGAAAUGAGGAAGAUUGUGAACAAGAGAGAGAAGAGGCGUUCUCUAACAGAAAGAGGUAGAGGAGAGGAGAGCAAAAUAGUUGUUUUCUAUCUCCGUGUGGCUCACACUGAGUGUUGUCUCACCAAAAGAGAGGGAAUAUUUUAUUUAUUUUUAUUCUGUUCAUGUUAUCACCACUGAUCAUAGAGAAUAAAAACCUUGUUAAACUGGGGUUUUCUUCAAUCUGAACUCAACAGUAAAACAGAUUUAAUCUCAGAUUCUUCUUGUGGGACUAGUUUUAUUAGGAUCCUACUAGUUGUCUGGUGUGAAUAUAAUACCAGUCUGUCUCUGAGAUGGGGUCCAGAACUCUUCUACUUGUUCUGGGUCUUCAUUUCACUCUUCUGGGGAACAUAGAGGCCAGUGAUUGUGGCCUGGGCUUCAGUGCCAAAGGGAGACAAUGUGAUGAUAUAGAUGAGUGUAAAGAGUGGGACAGUAACCCACCCUGUGGAAGUAAUGCCACAUGUUACAACACACAGGGAAGCUUCUACUGUCAGUGUCAACCUGGGUUCAAAUCCACAACAACUGUCAACUUUACUGCUCUCACUGGGGAGUGUAACGAUCUCAAUGAGUGCCAGGAGACACCACAGGUUUGUGGCAGCAACUCCACUUGCCUCAACUCCAUCGGGAGCUUCAAAUGCCAGUGUCAACCUGGGUUCAGAUCCACAACGACUGUCAACUUUACUGCUCUCACUGGGGAGUGUAAGGACAUAGAUGAGUGUAAUGUAACUGCUGGUAUCUGUGGAGAGGAAGGGACCUGUCAGAACCAGGAAGGAAGCUACAGUUGCCUCUGUCUACCUGGAUACAGUAAUUAUGGCAACAAACAGGCGAGGUGCUCAGGUGAGGACAGAAUCUGGUACCAUGAUGCACUGCUUCCCAUUAUAUGGUACAUUAAGUUACGAAGAGGAACGAGAACAGGGUUCCUAUUUGAACAGUCUUUAAUUACGGCUAUAUCUAACAUAACAUACAUAUAUAUCGAACAUAACAUAACAUCUAUCUAUCUAUAUCUAACAUAACAUCUAUCUAUAUCUAACAUAACA